UGGAGGAGGAGGGAGCCGAAGCAGGAAGGAAGGCAGGCAGAGAGAGAGGGAAGGGAGGCAGGCUGUGAAUGCUAACAAGCCCCGUCGUAAUCAUACAGUUCCGUUGGUAGGGUUUGAUAAAACGUCUUGCAAUGGAGAGGAACGACGACCACUAUUAAACACCUACUAUGCGCCAGUGCCGCGUUCGCCCUGUGCGCGUGCAGCAGCCUCACCGUCGUCGGCACGUUUGAUCAGAAAAACCGUCUUUUUCCGCUGAGUGAAAUGUAUCGCGACUGCUCGGGAUUCACAUUCUGACAAUGGAGAUUGAAAAUAUCGUGGCCAACACGGUUCUCCUGAAGGCAAGAGAAGGUGGAGGAGGGAAGAGAAAUGGUCGCAGUAAGAAAUGGAAGGAGAUGCUAAAACUCCCCCACAUCAGCCAGUGUGAGGAGCUACGCCGCACUAUCGACAGGGACUACACCAGUCUAUGUGAGAAGCAGCCCAUUGGUCGGCUGUUAUUCCGUCAGUACUGUGACACCAGGCCAGAGCUGAAGCGCUGCAUCGAGUUUAUGGAUGCUGUGGCCAUGUACCAGCUAGCUCCUGACGAGAAGAGGAGGGACUGCGGACUGAAUGUUUUAGACACAUACUUUAAUAAUGGGUCAGCAGCCCAUCUGCCAGACGUACCCCAGGAUGUGGUCGCUGGGUGUCGGGAGAGGCUGGAGCAGAGUCCAUGUAAGGAGCUCUUCAACGACUGCACCAAAAUAGUUCGUGAUUAUCUGAGUGGAGCUCCAUUUUCCUCCUACCAUGAGUCCAUGUACUUCUCUCGCUUCCUGCAGUGGAAAUGGUUGGAGAGGCAACCAGUAACCAAAAAUACCUUCAGACAUUACAGAGUACUAGGAAAAGGUGGAUUUGGCGAGGUUUGUGCCUGCCAAGUACGUGCCACCGGUAAGAUGUACGCCUGUAAAAAGCUGGAAAAGAAACGAGUGAAGAAAAGAAAAGGUGAAGCAAUGGCACUAAACGAAAAACGCAUUUUAGAAAAAGUUAACAGUAGUUUUGUAGUUAGUCUAGCAUAUGCGUAUGAGACCAAGGAUGCGCUGUGCCUGGUGUUGACCAUAAUGAAUGGCGGCGACUUAAAGUUCCACAUCUACAAUAUGGGGAACUCGGGCUUCGACGAGCAGAGGGCGAUCUUCUACGCUGCUGAGAUCUGCUGUGGCCUUGAGGACCUGCACCGUGAGAGGAUAGUCUACAGGGAUUUGAAACCUGAAAACAUCCUUCUGGAUGAUCGUGGACACAUCCGAAUUUCAGACCUGGGCCUUGCUGUUCAAAUCCCUGAAGGGGAGACGAUACGAGGGAGAGUGGGCACUGUUGGAUACAUGGCUCCCGAGGUGAUCCAGAACGAGAGCUACACCGUCAGCCCGGACUGGUGGGGGCUGGGCUGCCUGAUCUUUGAGAUGAUACAGGGCCAGUCGCCCUUCCGCAAGCGCAAGGAGCGCGUCAAGCGGGAGGAGGUGGACAGACGAGUGCGCGAGGACCAGGAGGAGUACUCUGAUAAGUUCGUAGAGGAAGCGAAGGACAUCUGCAGACAGCUCCUGGCUAAGGACCCCAAGGAGCGACUGGGUUGUCAGGGUCGAGGGGCCAUAGAGGUCAAGCAACACCCCAUCUUCAGAAACAUCAACUUCAAACGGCUGGAGGCCAACAUGCUGGACCCUCCCUUCAGCCCCGAUCCCCGAGCCGUGUACUGUAAAGACGUCCUGGACAUUGAGCAGUUCUCCACUGUCAAAGGCGUGAACCUUGACCCCACAGACGAUGACUUCUACCACAAGUUUGUCACAGGCAGCGUCUCCAUCCCGUGGCAGAACGAGAUGAUUGAGAUGGAGUGCUUCAAAGAAAUCAACGUCUACGAGACUGACGGGACGCUGUGCUCAGAUCUGGACGUGAACCGACCUAAUCCUCCACCAAAGAGAGGCUUCUUCUACCGCCUGUUCAGAAGAGAGGCAAGUGCUAGUGCUCCGGCAACUGUCCGGGGGGGUGGGGGCUAAGGUCUGUUUUAAGAGCGGUUACAGUGACGACGAGAUUGAAGAGCCCUCGCGACUUUAAACCACUCCCUCCACUCGCCUCCUCGCCGCUGAACUUCACCACAAACUCCAACCGAGCGCAAAUCUUAGGAACUCAGUGAAUGUUGACCUGUAUUUAUGAGCUGUAUUAAAAGUGUAUUAUAAUUAAAGAAAAAAGUAUGAGUUUAAAGAUUUUGUACAUUUGUACUUGAAUUUAUGUCUAGAUGUAUAUUUUCACUAAAGGUUGUAUUGUACAAAAAGCCAUAAAAGUACCACUUGAAUGCAUACAUUACGUUUUUUUUCCUUUUUAUUUUCUUUUGGAAUGAGUAUGGAUAAUGUGUAUUGGGGAGUUUUUUUAUUUUUAAAGAAGUAUAGUAACAGUAAGUUCUUUUUCUUUUUUUUUUCUCAAUGUAGCAUAAGUCCUUUUUGUUUUUACAUGUGCUGUAUGUUUGUCAUUGAUUUGGCCAACGUGAUGUGUUGUUAGCACAUCGAUUCCCAAACUAACCCUCAGCCUCUGCACCCUUCAAGGUUCAGGUUAGAUCUGAACGAAGGGCAUAGAUCCAAAUGACACAGAGGGAAAUUGAUCCAGUCUAGCAAUGCCGUGUUAAUGCUAUUUCCCAGAUCUCCACCUGCAUCUUUGGUUUGGCUUGGAAGUAAAAACCUACAUCUUUCCCUCAGCCCAGUCAGGCAGGUUUCACUGCACUGUACGGCGUGUGUAGUAAACCAUCUUCUAGGUGCCUGUACCAACUAACUUCUGGCAGAGAUGGCAUGGAUUUAUGUCUGACAAUCCUUUAGUCAGCAUGAGCAAACAAUUAGUAUAUUUUAAGGAGGCUCUUUUUUCGGAAUAUACAAGGCCUGAUAAUAAUUAUCCCUGAACCUCCAAAAAUCUCUCAUGAGCGGCAAAAGGCUCAGAUCGUUAAUUUUAGAUGCCAGACUGUGUUUCCUUCGGGAGCGCAGUCGCAAGUAAAUGUCUGUUACAUUAUUCACUCAGGCAGAACUUAUUUUUUAAUCUUUAUUCCGCAUACUUUUUUCUGCUUCUUUUGUUGUACUACCUGGCUUAGUUUUUCCUGACGUGUCCGGUUAUUAUAAACCGUUUUCAUGUGCUGAGUCGAAACCCUUUCCCUUGAAAUUUCCUAGUAAUUUCCCACACAUAUUUCUCAGUGUUCCAGAAAGCCUAGGACGGGUUGACUGGAGAAUGGGUUGGAACAUAGAGACUGAUGAUGAUGAUGAUGAUGAUGAUGAUGAUGGCGGCACUGUAUUCGAAAUCUGACCUGCAGCUGACGAGGGCUUCAUCUAGAUAACAAAUCGCUGUUGUAUUAAACUAACUUCCAUUGAUUCAGCUGUCAGCAGCUAUUAUCCUCUGUGCUGAUUCAAGAUGCAGCCUGCUUUGGCUUCUGUGCCUGUUGAUCAUAGAUGGCGUGAUGCCUGUCAGCCACAUAUCCCGCUAGUAGACCUCCAGUUAGACCCUGUGGCUUUAGCUGUGUUUGUACUAAAUGAAGAUAACAUUUCUUAAUCGUGAUAGCGCCCACCAUUUGAAAUCGUGUAUGUUGUUCCAUCAUUGGAAUGACUCGAGACAGUUGCUUGUAUGUGUGUAGACGGGGAGGAACAGGAGAAUACUGUUGAUUAUUGUCCCGCCUGCAGUUACCAUCAUCUGUGUACAGGAACACUUGCAGUACCACAGUUGUUGUGUGCUUUUGUUUCAUCAUAUAAGAAGUGUUUCCUUCCAAGUUAACUAAUCAUGAACAAAUUCAUUUUCUUUACUUUUACCAGCAUGAUCUAGUUGUCUGCUCUCAUUGGAAUUUCAGAGGCAUUUGAAGCCAUUUUGCUUUUGAGGCAGUUGCUGUUUACUCCCCACACCACCUGUUUAUUAAUGCUGUGAAUACCCUGUGUGUGUGUGUGUGUGUGUGUGCGUGUGUGUGUGUGUGUGUGUGUGUGUGUGUGUGUGUGCGUGUGUGUUCUAAUGCAUUGGAAGUACAACAAUACAAUAGUUAAAAAUCAUGUAGGGACUUGAAUGUCACUCAUUUGAAUUUCAAACCAUUCAAGACCGCUUACAUUUAAAAUGGUACGCAUAUAAUUACCCAUCUGGUUAACUAUCAUUAAUUUGGAGAGUUGGCUUGUUAUAAAAAAAAGAAAUUGUCCCCUGUUGCACAUUCCAUUAUCAAAAUUCAGGAAUUGAAUGCGUGCAUCUGUUGCUGGCUUGUUGUCACUUUUUUCUGAGUGUCUGUUAUUUUUUGUUGCUCUCAGGCACAUUUUGAAGCUGAUUUCUCUUGCCUAUGUAGAUUUUAGCCUUUUAGCUCUUUAGCCUCAAAAAACCUUGUAAAUGAUGUAUUUCUAACAUGUAACUAAGCUCUAACACACAUUUACUCACUCACAGGAAAACUAAACUGUGUUUGCCACCCAUGCCUCUGUCAUUGUAUGAACUUUACUCUUAUAACAUCCAUAUUGCAGUAAAGAAAUUCUGUUUAGUUUCAUUGCACUAUGGUGUGUUUUGACAAUGACUAUAGGAAGUGUCUUGAACAUUUUUGCCAAUGAUACCAAAAGCAACAUUAAGUAAAUGAAACUUGUCUUGUUCUCUGAUGAAAUUGCUGAAGAAAGACUGACGGCCUUUAUUGUAUGUGCCAAUUUACCAAGUUAAGUUUUGACAUCUCGCCUUUUUUCAACCUCUCUAUCAUUCCGUCCAUUCUGAGAGAAAUUCCUUCACAUAAAGGAACUUUAAACAGCUCAACAGUUUUGAAUGUCCGCACUAAGUGCAUUGUAAUGCCUGUUUUAAAAAGAAAAGAAAAAAAAAAUACAAAUGUUUUAUUACUCAAGCAUGUAUCGGUUUGUAAUACUUCAGGUUCCUUGUAUAUGUAAAUGAUGACCUUCUAGUGCCAACAUAUCUCACUGGUAUCUGAGGACAACUUUAUAAAUGGCAAGGUGACCAGCUGAGUUGGCCCUGUUUGAAGGCAUAACAUGCAUUCCUUCUCUCCUGCCUUCCUCCAAGGCGGUGAUGGUGAGUCUCCACCCCACCCCCCUCAAAAAAAACAAAAACUGGGAUGGUACUCACCAGCAACGUUUAGCAGUGAGAGAUCCUCUGUUCCUUGAUGUCACUUGAGUCUAGUUUUGGGAUAACCACCGAUAUAUGCCUGGAGGUUCUCCAGGGUUUCACACUCUUAUGUCCAGAUAUUUCAGAUAAGUGAUAUUUUUAAGGAAGGGAGGAAUGACAAAAUGCAUUAUUGGUAUUCAAGCGGGGCCUGGGACUUCUUGAUUUUUCUUCUUUUUUGUAUCUGUACAGUCAUGUCGUUCAACCACUGCAGUCAUUGUUAAUUCUUGUACAAGUUGUAUCACUGGUUGUUGUACCAUAUCGGACAUUUGUAAUUAUGAAAUAAUACACUGCCAUUUGUAUAAAAAAUACUUGUGUCUUGA
Molecule: messenger RNA, 5435 nt
Organism: Cottoperca gobio
Lineage: Eukaryota; Metazoa; Chordata; Actinopteri; Perciformes; Bovichtidae
Gene: grk4
Product: G protein-coupled receptor kinase 4
Exons: 16
Coding region: 297-2015 (572 amino acids)
Biological process (GO): signal transduction; protein phosphorylation; regulation of signal transduction
Cellular component (GO): cytoplasm
Molecular function (GO): G protein-coupled receptor kinase activity; ATP binding
Source: RefSeq, a predicted model, not a curated record